Molecule: messenger RNA, 2391 nt
Organism: Penicillium brasilianum
Lineage: Eukaryota; Fungi; Ascomycota; Eurotiomycetes; Eurotiales; Aspergillaceae
Source: the annotation of a GenBank genome assembly
CUGAUUUCCAUAUUUCCAUAUAAUAAACUCAAGCCCCCAAUUUCCCGUCUUUUUUUCUUCCCAGACAUUCAAUUCUAGAAUUCUCCAAUGGAUACCACACCCCUCGAUGAGCAAGUUCCCUUGCCCGGCCAGUGGCCAGUAGAUCCUCAGGAGGAUGUUCCCAUCUCCGAGGAUCGCAUUUGGGUAGACGGGUGCUUCGACUUUAGCCACCACGGCCAUGCCGGCGCCAUGCUUCAAGCUCGCCGUUUGGGCAAAGCUCUUGUUGUGGGCAUCCAUUCCGACCAAGCAAUUCUAGAGAACAAGGGACCAACGGUCAUGUCCUUGGAUGAACGCGUCGCAGCCGUCGACGCCUGUCGUUGGGCCACUCAGAGCGUUCCCCAUGCCCCUUACGUGACCUAUUUGCCUUGGGUUUCUCACUACGGUUGCAAGUACGUCGUACACGGCGACGACAUUACAUCCGACAGCGAUGGUAACGAUUGUUACCGAUUCGUGAAAGCAGCGGGUCGCUUCAAGGUUGUGAAAAGAACUCCAGGCAUUUCCACUACCGAUCUUGUCGGCCGCAUGCUCCUUUGCACAAAGAACCACUUCGUCAAGUCCGUUCGAAAGACACUCGCCGGAGAGGAAGGAUCAGGAAGCCCCGAGGAGCGCAAGAAGUUCGCCGAGGAUCUCUUGCAGCGUAUUCAAGAUUAUGCGACUGACGAGAGCGGCCUGCAGUCUGGACCUCAGGUGUGGACAUGGAUAGGUUCCGGAGAAGCCAAGAUCGACAAUGAGGUUGGGGAAGCAGGAUCUUUCGAGUCUCUGGUCGAUGGCAAGGGCCCUAAACCCGGCCAGCGCAUCGUCUAUGUGGAUGGAGGCUUCGACCUGUUCUCGUCCGGCCACAUUGAAUUCCUCCGAAAGGUGACGGAGCUGGAAGAGGCCGAAGGCCGUCAACGAGGCUGGUAUGAGCCGGAGCAGCGGGAGAAGCGACUCCGGGAAUUCAACGAAGAUUAUGCCCCAGCAUAUAUCGUUGCAGGCAUCCAUGACGACGGUGUGAUCAACCACUGGAAGGGAUUGAACUACCCCAUCAUGAACAUCUUCGAGCGUGGCCUUUGCGUUCUUCAGUGCCGCUACAUUAACGCGGUCAUUUUCUCGGCGCCCUUCACCCCCAGUCAGCCAUACCUGGAGGCUAUGCCUCUGGGCACACCGGAUGUUGUCUAUCAUGGGCCUACUACCUUCAUUCCCUUGACAUAUGAUCCGUACAGUGACCCGAAGAAGAUGGGAAUCUUUCAAGAGGUGGACCACCAUGCCUUCCAGCAUGUCAACGCUGGUGAAAUUGUCGGCCGUAUCCUGAAGAGUCGGGAGGCAUACGAGGCUCGGCAGCGGGCUAAGCUGGAGAAGGCCAUUGCCGAGGACUUGGUGAAGUCCAAAGAGCAGGAAUCCUCUGCUUAGACCGACUCUUUUCUGACGUGAUUCUCUCCAGAGCAACACCCAUUUGUGUGAUGGAGUAAAAGUGGAAAUGAAGAAAACCCCCUGAUGCCAGCUAUACAUGUGCUGGGCCUCAUCACCUGGUAUUGUAGGGGGUAGGUACAUAUAAUUAUAUUGUGCAUACUAUAGUGCUUGCAGGCGCUUAAUUCGGCAAUUAAAAAGAGUGAGAUGCUCUCGUCGUCGAGUAUGAGCGUAUCCAAUCUCGUAAAUUCGAGCUCUAGCUGUUCAUGAUUCACCGUCUUAGACCGACGGUUGGCAUAGUCCAUAGAGAUAUGAUCACGUAGGUCGCAAGAGUAGGAGAAGGUAUAUGAAUACUGUAGACAAGCAGAAUCCGACUAAUUUACACGGUGAUACAAAUCACCAAUCCGACAUGGGAAUGAGGCAUCAAUAGUUUUCCAGCCGAAGGCUAAGCGGCCACUUCCAUUUAUUGAUCCGCGGCCACCAGAACACCCUUGCUCUCGAGCAUCUUGGCAAGCUCACCGUUUUGAUGCAUGGACAUCAGGAUAUCGCAUCCGCCAACGAACUCCUUGUCGAGGUACAAUUGGGGAAUGGUCGGCCAGUCCGAGUACUCCUUCACACCUGGAAUGAACGAGAACUGUCAGCUUGCCUGUCAAGCGCACAAACUCGAUCGAUCAACCAUCACUCACCUUGACGCAGCUCAGGGUCCUCCAGCACGUUAAAAGCGACAAACUUCUUGGGGUCCACGCCCUGCAGACCCAGAAUCUGAAUGCUUGCGCGGGAAAAGCCGCACUGGGGAGUCUCGGGGGUACCCUUCAUGAAGAGGACAACGGGCGCUGAGGCCACAGCCUUGUCAAUAGCCGCUUUGGUCUCGGAGGACAGGAGACGGGCGUGGAGAACCGAGGGGAGAGCGAAGGCCGGGGCGCGGACGGCGCUCAGCGACGAGGGCCGCGAGAUCGGGCGGAAAGC